This is a messenger RNA of Spirometra erinaceieuropaei, 2966 nucleotides long. The record is from the annotation of a GenBank genome assembly. Lineage: Eukaryota; Metazoa; Platyhelminthes; Cestoda; Diphyllobothriidea; Diphyllobothriidae.
AUGAGGGAGCAGUUUGAGCACUUCAUUCAAACUGACCUCUUUGUCAGCUUGCCCGCUGAAACUGUGUUCACUCUGCUUCGCAGCGAUGAUAUCUCGGUGGAAUCUGAGGAGCAGGUAAUUGCGGCCAUUGCGCACUGGGUGGACGCCGGUGGUGCUGCCGAUGAUGAGAAGUUGAGAGUGCACGCUCCGGAAAUGCUGAAGGAGGUGCAAUGGCAGCUGACGAGCGUGCAAUGUCGCAGUCGCCUGCUGGAUAGUUAUCCAACACUACGGCAAAGCCCCGAAUGUCUGUAAGUGUCUGCAAUUUCAGCCCUGUUAAUUUGAGAUAAAAGUUGUCUUUUGCUUCAGGUGGAGCAGUGGAUUGGCGCUGCAGAGAUGGACAAGCCUCCUCGCCCCUUCAACAUCAGGCCACGCCUAUGCCAGACGCUCUUCGUCUUUGGAAAGGAUAAAGGUCAAGACAAGUACUCUGUCCUCCGCGUUGACGCGCACCUGCGGCGGGCAGAACGAGUUGCAGACAUGAAGGGUCCGCGUAGUCAUGCCUCCUACAGUGUCGUGGGCGGUGAGUUGCCGGACAGCGCAUGCUGUUUUUAUUUGCCAUUGCGCAGGCAUCCCAGGCUCUUGAGUUAGUCCAUUGUAGUAGCUGCAUGUGCUGUUUUGAGGAAAGCAAAUAAAUAAACAAGUAAGCUUUUUAUGACGACUGGCGCCUGUCUAGGAGUUCCUUUUUUGAAGAUGGUCUAUCUGCCAGUUACUUCUGUGUAAAGACUAUCGGCUGGCCGCAUUUUGCAUUACCUUUUCCACCCCUCCCCGAUUACCCCCACAUUUCCCCAUCGGAAGAGAGCAUUUUCGUUGUUGGUGGAUGCAAUCCAGGCCGUGCUGAUGUUGACGAGUUUUUGGUGGGAGAAGGACGCUGGCGCGAGCGUACGCCCCUCGCCGUUGCACGCUGGUUCCACGCAGCCGCAGUCAUGAAGGUGCCUGCCGCCGCCGGAGAUAAGACGCUGAUUGGCGUUUUUGGUGGAUGUGGUGGAGAUGGACGCCUUUCCUCCUGUGCGCUCUAUGACGUCAGUCAGGACAGGUGAGAAGACGCCGGUUGUCGUGGCACAUCCAUUUAUUGCUAGAAAUAUCACUCAUUCGCUCGCUGCCCCGCUUACCCUCCGCUUCCCCCGAACAGAUGGCACAAAUUGCCCGAUCUGCCGGAGAAGAGGAGCAGUUCAGCUGCUGCCUGCCUACCCAGCGACAGUCGGGUCUUCAUUUUUGGCGGUAGGGAUGACUCCUCCUCCGCGCUGGCUUCCGUGGUCUUCUGCCAUCUGCGGGCAGACUGGCAGGGGCAGGCGACCUCGGCGAACUUUUGGCAGCCAGCUGCUCCCAUGAGAACUGCACGAUGGGGACUGGCAGCGAUGCCAUUUCGGGGAGCAAUCCUAGUCUCUGGUGGAUACGAUGGCCAAAGGACUCUCAACGUCGUGGAGAUGUUCUCGCUGCCAGACCCCAGCAAACCCCUCGGCCAGUGGACAGAGCUGGCCGGCAUGGAGCAACCUCGCUGGUACUUCACUCUUCUCACCUCCGCCAGCGCUCUCUUUGCUCUUGGUAAGGCAACAAACAGAUUAGAUGAAUCCUUUCAGGCUAUUUGCUAGCCUCUUUCAUGUCAGCAGAAGGUUUACAGCACCUGGCAGGUGGCGCCAUCUGCAACUGUAAUCUGUGACAUGACGCUGUGGAGGUUUUUCUCCUGCACACUGCACCAAGGACAGUCAUUGUGCAUAUUGCCGAUCGCUCAAUUUUUAAAAAAAAACGAUGUUCUCUCUGGUGUCUUUCCUCUUCAAAUGCCACUUCGUUAUAAUUAUUUAAAUAAAACAUUGUAGGCAACAACGACGCGCCGAAAAACACGGUGGAGACUCUCACGGCACCAGGAGAUUCGACCGACUUUGACGACGACUUGACAUCUUGGGUCUGGUCGUCCAUGAACCCAGUGGAGACACUGGAUUUGAUUGUUGGAGCUGCAAGCAUUCGCAUGUAAACGUCUGCGUUAAUUGUCCUUUGAUAUUACCUUGGUCUUCCUUCAUUUGACUACGCAUUGAAAAUAAACGAUUAACAAAUAAAUCUGCCUUGACAGGUGUUAUUUCAAAACUCUGAAACGAUGCGUGCCGUGUCCAACAUAUGGCAUGGCCGACUAAUGUCCACAUUUGACUGGUUGACAAAUUUGCGCGGAUAGCCAUUGGCUCUCAUUACCCGUCGAAGAUAUUGUAAUUCAACAACCUUGUCUUCCAUUUCACUACAGUGCGUCUCAACGCGCCGGUAUAGCGCCCUUACGCAACUGCGUUUGUGACUGAUCGGGUGGUUGCUAUUGAAGUUCAGUAUUUGCUUCGUAUUUGUCGCUUUCCUGAACACUUUGGUUUUUAGGCCACCACAAUCUUUGCGGCAGACGAGGACAUCCAGGAAGGCCAGCCGAUUGUUUUCCUCCUCCUCCAUCGUAAAUUGAAUGUCCGGGAAGACGGCGUUGAGUUGUUCUUUGAAAGUCAUCACCUGGUCCCGUUCGAUGACGACGAAGGUUUCAUCCACAUACCGAGCCCAGACUUCCAGCCGUUGUAGGACCGCCUCGGCUUUGAGUCCCGAAAUCGGCGAACCCAUUGGCGUUCCCUUCACCUGCUCGUUGAUUGUUCCGUCGAACGUAAAGUACGCCUUGAGACAGAAAUUCAAGAGCUGAUGAUGAUGAUGACGACGACGACGACGGCGACGACGACGGCGACGACGACGCCGAUAAUGAUGUUGUUGUUGUUGUUGAUGAUGAUGAUGAUGAUGAUGAUGAUGAUGAUGAUGAUGAUGAUGAUGAUGACGAUGACGAUGACGAUGACGAGGAUGAUGAUGAUGAUGAUGAUGAUGAUGAUGAUGAUGAUGAUGAUGAUGAUGAUGAUGAUGAUGAUGGUGGUGGUGGUGGUGGUGGUGGUGGUGGUGGUGGCGGUGGUGAUGAUGAACGAUAG